UUAAAAAAUGUUUAUAACAGUUAAUUCUAACAUGAUUCCACGAGACAAUCAGCUUAUUUAAAUCAAGAGAUCAAUCAGUUGCUGUAAUGACGUUGAGAAUAUACCCAACACACACAAGAUCAUAUUAAUCCGUGUAUACGUAAAUACAUGAAAUAAAUUGUAAAGGUAAGUACAGAUACUAGCUAAGUAAAUAAAAGUUUAACCUGAGCGACAAUGUACUAUGAUAUUAUAUUGUUAUCAAAUUUAUAACGGUAUGGGAUAUACGAACAAUAUAGAAAGUAAAUACCAACUUGUACAUGUGCGAUGCACUGUGUAACUAGAAUGCAUUGCAACUAAGUUUUGAUGGGUUUAGAUAACAUUGUUAUGACCCAGGUUUUAAUAAACAUUCUCUUAAGUAAUUAUGCUGGCAAUCUAAUUUUGAAAUCAUGCCUUCGGAUACUGUGAUCCAUGACUACAUCGCCGGCGCUGUCGGAGGGGCAGCAGGAUUAAUCGUUGGACAUCCUUUUGAUACAACCAAGGUACAGUUACAGACACAGCAUCACGGACAUCAGUAUAAAGGUACCUUUGAUGCCAUAAAGAAUAUCAAUAAAUUUGGUCUUAUAAAAGGCUUCUAUAGAGGAUUAUCAUGGCCCUUGUUUUCAUUUGGUAUCGUAAACUCGACUUUCUUCGGAGUAUACGGCCAUACCUUGACAUACUUAGAGAAGGACAAAACGAAAAGAAAGUCAAACCUGUUACACAUAUACCUAUCAGGAUGUGUAGGCGGAGCAGCUCAACUUGUGUUUGUUGUACCUGUUGAUUACAUAAAGACAGCGUUACAGUCUCAAAUUCCACAUGAUAUGUCGAGUGCUGCAAAAGAGGCAGGUCAGAGAUUUUUCAAAGGACCAUGGGAAUGUUCUAAAGCAAUUUAUAGGGAAAGAGGUAUUUUUGGAUUUUACAAAGGUGGGCUUGCUAUGGCUUAUCGGGAGAUACCUUCAUACGGCAUAUACUGUCUUACGUAUGAAAUCCUCAGCGCAAAGAUGCAUGAACAUGGACUAACUGACUCAAACGGAAUUGUCGCCAGUCUUGUAUCAGGAGGUAUAGCCGGGUCCUUAACAUGGGCAUCCAUCAUACCGUUUGACGUUAUAAAAAGCCGAUUUCAGGCGGACUUCUCCGGAGAAUACAGAGGGUUUAUGCACUGUGCACGAAUGCUGUAUAAAGAAGGUGGUAUUCGAAUUUUCUACACUGGCUGUCUUGUUACAUGUCUACGAGCAUUCCCAGUCAAUGCUGUAACAUUCACUGUAUACACUCAAACAUUAAAACAUCUAGAAAACAACUUUUGAGUCUUAAUGGAACAAGUCAGAUCACACGUUAGGGUAUUUUUAUUCAUAAGUGUUCUCGUUAUAUUAGAAGUGAUUAAACAGGUGAAUGUAAACAUU
This is a messenger RNA of Mercenaria mercenaria, 1415 nucleotides long. Its product is annotated as solute carrier family 25 member 45-like. The record is from RefSeq and is a predicted model, not a curated record. Gene Ontology annotation, biological process: transmembrane transport. Gene Ontology annotation, molecular function: transmembrane transporter activity. NCBI's taxonomy places the organism in Eukaryota, Metazoa, Mollusca, Bivalvia, Venerida, Veneridae. The coding region runs from base 426 to 1319 and encodes 297 amino acids. The transcript is spliced from 5 exons.